Cladocopium goreaui is the source of this 6480-nucleotide messenger RNA. Lineage: Eukaryota; Dinophyceae; Suessiales; Symbiodiniaceae. The record is from the annotation of a GenBank genome assembly.
AUGCCAACCGAUUUUUUGUCCACAGGCGAAUUGGGUGAAAGCCCAUGCUUUGAUCUUCUUAAGCUAAGCAACCCACACGCACGAGAUGCCCGCUUGAAGUUCGAUGAGCUGUCGCACACAUACUAUGUGGAUGGAAGCCCCUUGGACGUCUCUGUCGCUGGAUUCAUAGCAGCAUUUCAACAGCCAUUCGAUGCCGAAACCGUGAUUUCCCGCAUGCAGCAAAAGUCUUGGCCUCGGCCAGAGUACCUCACUUUCACCCACAUGCGCAAGGCUGUGGAGUUUGCGAAGGGGGUGCCGGAGCUUUGGCCUCUCCUGUCUUUGUUGCAAGCCCAGCCAGUCAACACAUUGUCCCUUUGCCGCCUCUUGCAGCAAGCCCCUGAAAACAAAGCCUUCGGCGCGAUGAGAUACCUUCUCACCAUGACCCCUGCUGAAAUCCAGGCUCAUUGGAAACAAAAUGGUGCAGUUGCAUCCCGCCUAGGCACUUGGGCGCAUUUACAAUGCGAGUGCGUGCUCAAUGCAGGUCAAGUUGCAAACCCUGGCUCUGAGAUGGUUUGCUUGGCGAACUUUCUGCAAUCUUCUGAACGGCUGAUAGCGCACAGGACAGAAUGGAGCAUUUGGGCUAGCGAUGAAAAGCUUGCCGGUACCAUCGACUUUUGCGCCACAGACUCUGCCGGUUGCCUUGUGUUGGUCGAUUGGAAGCGAUCCAAGAAUUUGAAGAACAAAUAUCUUCUGUCUUGCAAAAGCAUGAAGGGAGAAUUGUCUCACAUUCCAGAUGCCAUUGGCUGGAAAUACAGACUCCAACUGAACGUCUACAAGUACAUCAUAGAAAAGUAUUAUGGCUUCACCGUGAGUCGCAUGUUUGUGGUCGACAUUCAUCCUGACGCCGCAGAAGAGCCAUUUGUGGACCUAGUUCCGAACAUGCAAGCUGAAGUUCAAUCAAUCCUAGCGACUAGAAUUGAUGACAAUGAGGCGUCCCUUCUAGAACCUAUGUUGGACAUUGAGGGUGGGUCAACAGGCGCCAGUCAAGAAACUUUCCAAGAAAUGGAAACUGAAGAAGAUGCUGCCUUGGCCGCGGCCAUUGCGAACCCAGAAGCUGAAGAAGAAAGAAGAGAAGUACAAGUCAAGCGUGAGCGCGAAGAUGCUUGCCCAAUUCCACGAAGUGAUGGCCGAGAAGUUCCAGAGUCACAGGCAGUCGAGCAGGACUGCAAAGACGAAAUGCAAGAGGACCUGGGAGAGGAAAUCAUUGAUGGUGAAACAAUUGCAAAGAUCAAGCGAAGGCGUCUUUUGAGGGGGGCGUUCACUUCUGCUUCAGAUUUCCAGGAUUUGCUGCAGGGCUACCAAGACAUAGCUGGAAGGGAGCUGAUCAAUCUGAACCGUGAUUGUGCCACUUCGGAGCAUUCCACCCUUGAAAGAAGCCAUUCGCUUCGGGCGAUGGUCCGUGCCCAAAAGCCAACAUGGAGCGAUGACAUGGUUCGAAUCGGGGCUGCAAUGGUAGCGGUGAGCAAUAUGCGCUUGUCCGACCGCAUGUUUGUUGGCGACUCCGCUUUCUUGCUUUGGAUGAUCGAAGGCAAUUCUACAAUACGAGUUCAUUCUGGUUUCUGCUAUAUUUAUAAUGAUGAUGGCGCCUUUCUGCCGUACAGCGGCACUCCGCCAGAGGCUAUUCUCUCUCGAGUGAGUCUGUUCUGUACCAUACUGGAAGGCGCAUUCAGAAGGCAACGGAAAGAUGCGGACAUCAUCCGGGCUUUGGCGACAGACAGAGAUUCUUUCUUUUCUGACAAAGAGUUCUUUAUCACUUGCCGGAAUGCAGCUCUACAAGGUCCAAGCAAACAAGCUCCAGAGAUUGAACUGGACCACGAAGCCUUUGAGGCGGACGCAGAAGGCGCAGAUGAAGCAGUCGCUGCAGGUGCUGCAGCUUCCGAAGCUUGGACAGCUAAUGUGGCAAAACGUCUGUGGCGCAUGUGCAAUUCCUUGAGAUCAGAGCUCAUGCAUGAGAGAAUGAUCAGUCUUCUUGUCGAAUGGUGCGAAACACCUCGUGCAGAGUCAUCUUGUGUGGCCUACAAAGACACUUGCGUGGAAUUCCUGGCAGACUCAGAAGACAGGAUUUUGCGUCAUGUGCAGAAGUCGCCUGCAAACAACUGCUACUUGUACAUUCCGCACAACUUGCUGGACCCUGUGAUGGAAGCAAAUUGCACUAAACUUUGCAAGUUCUAUUCCCGCACAUUUUGGGCAAACAAGGAUGUGUUUCUAUGUUGCCAAGCUGCCUUGGCUUUGGCAAAGCGAGGCAUUAAUGUCGAUCGCUGCUUCAUUGGAGAAUCACCCGGUGGUGUUGGCCAAUCCCUAUAUUCUUUGCACCUCGCGACAAUGUUGGGCAAUAACCAUGGAUUUUUCGACCCUAACGUCUGGUACAACGAAGACGAGCUUCGAAAACAAGUGGAAACAUUUGCCCGGUGCAUAGUCAUCACAGGUCAAGAAGCUCCCGAAAGCGCGAAGAAACUGCACCUUGAUCUCUUCAAAAAGACAAUGUCUGGAGAUGGCAUUGCUGGUCGCAAGCCUUACGGCUAUACUACGAAGAUGUUCCAGCUCAUUGGUUGGAAGAGAUUGGAAGUCAAUCGGAUGCUGAGGUUUGCUGGAGUUACGCCUUCCAAUUUCAAUUCCGUCUUUAGAAGAGGUUUCUUUUGGCAAGCAAAAGCGCGCUUUCAUCCACCACAUGUGAUUGCCACGCUGCAUGCUGACCAUGAACUGGACGGGCAUUUUGAGGCGGAUCCGACCCUCAAGCAAUUUCUUUCAAGCGCGCCGUCUGCUGCAGCGGGCUUGAGGAUUCAACACGCAUUUGAAUCUAACACAGGCAGACAGGAAUGCAUGGACCUCAUUGAGAAUUACGUGUCUGGUGGAGAUGAGUCUUUAACUGAAGACAAGAUGCGGGUCGCUUGCGGCUUGCCAGUCAGAGACCGAAGCAAAGAUACCGGCAGAGCAGGCGCUGUGAUGCUCCAUAUCCCAGAUUCGGAAGAAGACAAAGAUUGCGAAGAAAAACAAUGGUUGCAGUUAAGGAGUAUCUUGGUCAACGACUUGUUGGAUCGAUGUGUCACCUCCGUGACAGCCUACGAGUUCCAACAGAUGAAAUUAGAAAGCAAUCAAGUUCCCAACCUCGCACGACAAGAUUUGUGGAAAGGUUUGCUUGACCGAAAAUUUGUGGUUAAAGGUUGCUCGCGCAAUACCCGUGGAAGGGCCAGCGUGCAAGUGCAGCCAAUCCUUGUGCCAGAAAAGGAUUUCUUUGAAGUCGUGAAGGCCAGAAAGGCCGAUGAAACACAAUUAUUUGUGGAAAGUGUCAACUUGAAAGCUGCGCGAGCAAUGGCGGAAAAAAAUCGCGGCCUCCACAAUCUGGACACCUUGCUCGCGUUCUUCCAAGCCAAGGUAAAAGCUUUCAAGCCAAAAAGAGGUCGUCCUACUGGCCAAGCAGAAAAAGAGAUACUAAAAUUUGAAAAGUUCGCCCAAAAAGUUGAGGAGCAAAAAAGUGCUUGCAAAGCAUUGACAAAGCUGGGACUCCAUGAUGCUGUUGCUCCAUCUCCCGAAAGGAGGCGCUUGAAGAAGACAGAACCGCGCGUGGAGCGCCAUGUGACGUAUCGCUAUGCGGGAGAACGCGACACGCGGGACAGAAGAUACGCAAAUGGUUUUGCUGCACAAACUUGCAGCCGACGAUUGCAACGGUACUUGUUUCCACACACGGCUGAUCUUGACAUUCAGACCUGUUGCCUGGCAAUUCUUGUGCAGUUGUAUGAAAAGAUCGCGCCCCAGCCUCCUCUACCAGAUGGGGUGCUUAACUUCUUGCUUCGAUGCGUAAGCAACAGAAAGGAUGUUUGCGAGAAAGAAUUGAAAGUGUCUGCUUCGGAUGGGAAGCAGAUCAUCAACUCAGUCUUGCACGGAGGCGCUCUUCCUGCUGAGGUAAAAGAACGCGAGUCUGGUAAAGCCCUCCUCCGACUAUCGAUCUACAUGCGCUGGCUUGCUUGCUCGAUUUUCUCUGAAGAAUUCAACGACCUGUGCCAGGACACUAGCAAACGCAAUCCAGAUGCAACAGCGUUCUUUUACUUGUGGACAACCGUUGAAGAUUGGAUUGUGGAAUCAUGGGUUUCUAAGCUUCAGACCCUCUCGCCUGAGCAUUUAUCAUUGCAUUUUCAUGGUGUGCGGUUGGCUGUAGACAUGACAGCAUGGGCCAAUAAUCAGCAGCAAUUUCUCGAAGAUUGUGAGCGACACAUUCACAAAGAGACCGGCUUCAAGGUGACCACCGUGGAGAAAAAGCAUCUUUCCCUCCUUCAACUUGUGCAAUCUUCUGCGCGCCAGACGGACAUCGUGGAGAAUGUCCCAGGGUCAUUACUGCAGCCAAGCAAUUCCAUCUCUUGCGCGUGCUGGCACCUUCUCAGCGACCGUCAAGAGGAAGUGACUAAUUCUCUGUCAACUUCUUCCCAAACAAAUUCGUACGCUGAAGACAGAGGGCUUCGCAGCUACAAGCAAUAUGCAGAGAUGCUUGCGCUGAAGCUUCUUCCGAGCCACGGCUUGCCGCCCUGCCAAGAUGGAAAAUAUCUGCUUCACCUGGAAUCUGACUGCUUUCCUUCGUGCGUGGCCGUUAGCGUGGAUCAGACGUGUAACGACGUGACAAUCUUUGCAGGCAAGCAGCGGCAUUGCUUGAGCUAUCAGGAGCUUCUGAAUUUGCAUCUCCUCUGCACUGAUCGCCUCUUGGUCGCCCACUUUGCUCUCGGCAUGGCUGAGGCAGAUGCGAAGGACGCUGCUCAUCAACUGCUGGACUUAGAGGCUGGAAGUUCGGAUAGCGAAGACCAGCUUCCUGAAGCCCAAUAUUUGGUUGAUGACGAAGGAGCCGUCUAUUUUGCAGACGCUAUCCUGACAUCGCUGGAGGAAGAGAGAAAUUCUUUCCAGCAAACUGUGAAAUACAGUCAAGGACGACGCUGCGAAGGUCUGCGCGCUUGUGCCCUGUGUCCGUUCAGAGCUUUUACAGAGAGGCGGAAGCUUUUGAAACAUCUUCAGUCACAUCAUUCGGCUAAGAAUCAGUUUGUUUGUUCGGGCACAAAGCAAAUUAAAAUCAUUUUGUCGCUGCAUGAUGCGGACUGUGCCCGGCGAAACAUGCAAUUCUCAUACCUGCAACGCAGCGCUGAGUAUAUUCGUGCGCAAGUGCGCCCACCGCUCUCUCACAAGCGGAAUCAAGUGGAUCGCCAUGUGCGGCUGUUGCUCACGGCAGCCGGACCAAUGUACUGCAAUGAAACCGCGUUGGGCGUCACUGUCUUUGCCCGCAGAGUUCGCAAUGUAUACUAUGACAAAACUUUUGCGGAGAUGCUGUACCGGGAGCUCGUGUUGCAUCAUGCGAAUGUCAAAAGCGUUUGGGGCCGACUGCACCUUCGAUGCAUUGAGGCUGGAAACGAGCUCAGCAAUUUGCUUCCUACGCACACGCGACACUGGUGGCCAAUAGUGGAAGAUGUUUUUACAUCCACGGCUGUCCGCAACUUGUUGGCCAGUCUUCAGCUAACUUUUGAAGCUGCCUCUGAAUACACGUGCAUUUCCAUUGAUGCGACGUUGAAGGUGGCCAUGUGCAUUAAAGGCCAAGGCAAUUACAGAGCCAGUGCAGCAGUCCGAAAUGAUGCUUGCUUCGGCGAUGAUGAGGCACUGAGGAGAGUGUUGACAGUGAGGGGUCAAACAGGGGCAGUGCUUGCAAUCCAGCUGAUCAAAGGAGAAGAUGCCAAUGAAAUAGGUUUGGCGUUGGACCCCGUGCACUUAGCAAUUGUGUAUGAGUAUGCGCAGUGGCGCAAACGUACUCCAGGAUCCAAACUGCUCAGGCAGUUGUUGAACAAGGUUGUCCAACAUGACCCGCAGCGAGGAAUGCUGUCUUGGGGCCCCUUGUUCGACGGAGAGGAGUGGUGCCCUCUUACAAGGCAAGAAGACAAAUGGAGAGGCCAAAUCUUGAACUGGACACAGUCCAAGGCUUACGCGCAACGCGUGGUAGACAACCUAGAUCCUACUCUCCCAGUGCUGACGCGCGUCAGUUUCAUUGAGGCAGUUGCAGCCAUUUGCGUUUUGCACAGCAAGGAGGUAGAUCGGAAGGUCACGGGAACGUCUAAGCCUGUGCGGGAUGUCUUGUGGAGCGCUUGCUCACCACAACGCCUGGAAUGGUUAUUCAACAACCAAAGAGUUCGCCAUGGGUUUCGCCCUUGCAACGCGCACUUUUGCCUUCCGGCACCACAUCAAACGAAGCGCUUCACAGCGAAAUCAACUCAUGGACGCGCUCCACCCAUGAAGUCCACCGACAAAGCAGACUUGCCUCUGCAUUCUGAGCGGGUGGAAGAAGUAAGGCGCGUAAAAGAAUGGAUGUCCACAAAUUCAUGUGAACAAAAGCUGCGGAAGCGAAAGCGCACUCCGCUCACAGUGCCUCGCAAACACAGUUUGCGCCGCGGAGGUGUGAAGACAACUCCUUCUGCGUAG